AAAACCUAGUUCAUAAAAAAGCGUUUUACUCCGGAAACACUUUGAAACGAAAACCAUGUCUGAACGAGAAGUGCUUUGAACUUUUCGGCUCAUCAUAUUUUUCCAGUUCAGUUUGCCAUAAAGCAAAGUCGUCUCCUUUGAAGAGCGCUACCGGAUAAGCUUGAUCGAUACGUGGACUUGUGAUAAACGCCGAGAGAAAUGGCAGACGGAUGGCUGAUUUUUCUGUUGCUGUUCAUGGAUGUUUGCCCGUAUCUGGCAAUUCCUACGACAACCAAUAGCGUCUCGACAACUGCCACACCCCACCCCACCACAGGAGUAUUCCGCCCAUCAAUCAUCGAUGACGACGAAGGUCGCCUGACACGUGACUUGUUCGCGGGCUACAACCCCAAGCUACGGCCUGUGUUCCACAAACGAGAGAACGUGACCGUCGUACUCGGCAUGUCCGUACACCAGAUCAUUGACGUGUAUGAAAAAGAUCAAAUAAUAAAAACAAGUUUCUGGGUUAGACAGAUCUGGUACAACCCUUUUCUGCGAUGGAAUGAGACUUUUUAUGGAGGAAUCAAAGAGAUUAACGUCAGUCCCCUGCAGGUGUGGACUCCCGAUCUCGUGCUGUACAACAAUGCUGACGCUAGUACGGACGGCUCGCUGGAGAACUUCAAGACGCGCAUAAUCGUCUCGAGUGAUGGAAAGAAUAUGUGGCUUGCUCCAGUGAUUUUCUCUUCUUCUUGCACUAUUAAGAUCAAGUACUUUCCAUUUGACGACCAGUACUGCAGUCUCAAGUUUGGCUCGUGGACGUUUGACGGUUUUCACCUUGACCUUAAACCUGAGGCGCCUCAGGCUUCCCUCUCCAAAUUUAUACCGAAUGGGGAAUGGGACCUAAUCGGUGCGCCCGCGAUACGCAAUGUACUGCGGUAUGACUGUUGCCCCGCCCCUUAUCCUGACGUCACAUUCACGCUACAUCUUCGCCGUAGAGUCUUGUUUUUCCUGUUUAACCUGAUAAUACCAUGCUUCGUCAUUGUCGUAUUGACGUCGCUGUCGUUCUACCUCCCCCCUGACUCGGGCGAGCGUAUCUCUGUUGUGAUCACCAACUUGCUCGCCAUGACGGUUUUUAUGCUCAUGGUCGCCGAUAUCCUCCCGCCCACGUCAGACGAGGUGUCAAUCAUCUCCAUCUUCUACUCCUGCAGCAUCAUAGAGGUGGGCAUAGCUCUCCUUGGGACUUGUAUCGUCCUCAAGUACCAUUUCUGCAGCACUUCCAUACAUAAGAUGCCACCCUGGGUUCGCUUCCUGGUCAUUGAGUGCUUGGGAAAAGUCUUUUGCCGCCAGGAACAUACCACCGACCAGGAAGAUUCCAAAUCAGACACUAUCAAACUCGACAACUGCAAACACAAACUCGAAAACGGCCUAAAAGAUCCGUUGAUAAAACAGUGUAAUUUCUUCGGGAAGUUCGGAGUGAGGGAACGAGGUAGAUCGUCUGGGAUGAAAACUACGGACGGGGGGUCCAAUUUGAGCAUGACCCAAGACGACGAAGGGCGUGGUCGAGGAGGUACCCCUUACUCCAGUCAUCGCAACAUGGAUGAUAUCAUAGCUGCUGAAGCCUCGAGUGAUAGUACCGUCUUUGCGUUGCUUUCGAGACAGGAAUCAAUGGUGAAGAAUUUGGAGAUUCUCGCGCAUGCGCAGAGAUGUCAGGAUGAGGAAGACAGGGAGAAGAAUGAGUGGAAACUUGCAGCGUCUAUCUUGGAUAACUUUUUCUGCUGGUUGUUUUUGAUGAGUAUUUUUAUCUCGUCCAUUGUGCUUUAUGUUCGUGUUACGGAAGCUCAUUCGGUCAAUUCAUCAUGACCUUUCACCAUGGAAGGCGUCCAUCUUGGAUAACUUUUUCUGCUGGUUGUUAUAGAUGAGUAGUUUUUAUCUCGUCCAUUGUGCUUUAUGUUCGUGUUACGGAAGCUCAUUCGGUCAAUUCAUCAUGACCUUUCACCAUGGAAGGCGUCCAUCUUGGAUAACUUUUUCUGCUGGUUGUUAUAGAUGAGUAUUUUUAUCUCAUCCAUUGUUCUUUAUGUUCGUGUUAAGGGAGCUCAUUCGGUAAAUUCAGCAUAACCUUACGACCAUAGGACAGUUCGACCAUAGGAUCUUUAAAAAGGGCACAUUUUGAUCGAAUAUUCAGGGGCGGAUCUAGCUUUUUGCUAAAGGGGGGGUUUGGCUGAUUGACAAAGGGUGGAGGGGGUAGUUUUUUGUUACAUAUGGCUUUCUGGCAGCUAAAGGGGGGGUGGGGUUAAACCCCCUAAAUUCGCUACUGAAAUUUGCAUUUCGAUCAAACAUGAUACACCAAAAACCGGUAUUCUACUUUGACAAUACCAGUGUAUUGGUGUAUUUGGUGUAUGUACUUAUUCUUCUUGUUCACGAACACGACAAUUUGGGCUUUUUGUAUUUAUUCGAUCAAAUAUGGGUAAAGCAGCCAACCAAUUAAAAUGGGCAUUGCGAGCAACAAUGGGAACUUCGAUCAGAUAUACGCAUUGUAAACAAAUAAAAGUAUUGUAACCAAA
Nematostella vectensis (starlet sea anemone) is the source of this 2537-nucleotide messenger RNA. Its product is annotated as neuronal acetylcholine receptor subunit alpha-10. The transcript has 9 exons. The record is from RefSeq and is a predicted model, not a curated record. Bases 199 to 1836 code for a protein of 545 amino acids. Gene Ontology annotation, cellular component: postsynaptic membrane; neuron projection; synapse. Gene Ontology annotation, biological process: signal transduction; nervous system process; regulation of membrane potential. Gene Ontology annotation, molecular function: transmembrane signaling receptor activity; acetylcholine-gated monoatomic cation-selective channel activity. NCBI's taxonomy places the organism in Eukaryota, Metazoa, Cnidaria, Anthozoa, Actiniaria, Edwardsiidae.